GGCGCCUCCCGCGGAGAAGUCGCGCCGACGGCCAUGAGUCCCGGUGGGUUGGCCGCGCGCCGCCUGUGUACGCUGCUGUGGCACGGGGUGCUCUGCCCUCGAGCUGGCCCCGCGGUGCCUUCGGUUCCCAGGCUUCCGCGGCAGACCGAGCGAUGGCCUCCGGCGGGGCCUGCGGCCUGCCUGACCCCGAGCCCGACGCGCGGCCUGCACCGUGGGCCUCAGCCGGAGGAGCCGACCGAUGGCGACGCUCGCCCGCAGCCGGCAGCCGCAGGUACGCGGACGGGACAGCAGGCGGACGGGCCCGACCCGGGAGGCCCUGGGCUUCUCUGCGAGACUCGGGGGUCACACUGGUGCCAAGUUUGACAUCGAUAUGCUGGUUUCACUUCUGAGGCAAGAAAAUGCAAGAGACAUUUGUGUGAUCAAGGUGCCUCCGGAAAUGAGAUACACAGACUACUUUAUAAUUAGUAGCGGGACGUCCACCCGACACUUACACGCUAUGGCCUACUACAUUGUGAAGAUGUAUAAACACCUGAAAUGUAAAAGUGACCCGUACGUCAAGAUCGAAGGGAAGGACACCGAUGACUGGCUAUGUGUGGAUUUUGGCAGUAUGGUGAUCCAUUUGAUGCUUCCAGAAACCAGAGAAACCUACGAAUUAGAGAAACUAUGGACUCUCCGUUCUUUUGAUGACCAGUUAGCUAACAUAGCAGCUGAGACGUUACCUGAGGACUUCAUUCUUGGACUGGAAGACACUGCAUCCCUGACUCCAGUGGAGUUCAAGAGCGAAUAAAACAAAGUCAAUGCCUUUAAUUCCUUAGGUGCAGCUGAGCCAUCUGUAAAUGCAGGUCAUGGCCCCAUCCACUCGAUCACUACAAAUCUUGUAUACCUCUUGGACACUCAUGGUGGUGACUGUGCAGAGACUAGAUAAAAUAGCUCACAGACAAAGAA
Meriones unguiculatus (Mongolian gerbil) is the source of this 945-nucleotide messenger RNA. RefSeq names its product mitochondrial assembly of ribosomal large subunit 1 (gene Malsu1). The transcript is spliced from 4 exons. Gene Ontology annotation, cellular component: mitochondrion. Gene Ontology annotation, biological process: negative regulation of translation; negative regulation of ribosome biogenesis. NCBI's taxonomy places the organism in Eukaryota, Metazoa, Chordata, Mammalia, Rodentia, Muridae. The coding region runs from base 239 to 787 and encodes 182 amino acids. The record is from RefSeq and is a predicted model, not a curated record. Gene Ontology annotation, molecular function: ribosomal large subunit binding.